This is a messenger RNA of Auanema sp. JU1783, 1812 nucleotides long. NCBI's taxonomy places the organism in Eukaryota, Metazoa, Nematoda, Chromadorea, Rhabditida, Rhabditidae. The record is from the annotation of a GenBank genome assembly.
UUGUGGAGCGGUUGUGCUUCUAACGCUUCCGUUUUUUCAGGCUCCCAUACUUGCGGAAUGCAAAACGGGGAGUCAAAAGAGAAUGGGGAGUAUAAGGAACAUUAUGGGAGUGGAGCAGGUUUACCUUUGAUGAAAACUGACAAGAAUGAUGGGAAGAAAACUCUUACUAACGGUUUAACGAGAACUCAUCGUCUUCUCACCGAAGAAGAAAUAGCUCAAGGAAAGCCUGCUCGAUGGACUGAGCUUGAAAUCCAUGGUCGAGUUAAAAACUUGUCAAACUCUUUGUGGAGGUUUCAAAAUCUUUCUGCAUUGUUCUUAAAUGGCAAUCAACUGACAAAGGUUCCUCAGGAAAUAUCUCAGCUCCGAAACUUGACUAUGCUGGAUUUGUCGCAUAAUAAGAUCCGUACUUUACCAGCUGAACUAGGUGACAUGAUCACGUUAUGCCAUUUAAAUUUGAACCAUAAUAUGCUCCGCGUCCUCCCAUAUGAGCUAGGCAAACUCUUUCGGAUCCAAACGUUAGGCUUACAAGGCAAUCCUUUGUCUCCCGAGAUUAACAAGAUCUAUCAUGAGUCUAAUGGAGCUUCUAAACUUCUUCACUUCCUCCUCGACCAUUUAGCCAUUAAUACACAACCACCUCCUGAUCGUAAUUGGGUUAUGAUAAGGCAUGCGGAUCCUGACAGAGCUAUAGCAACAUUCACAGUACUUUGCUACAAUGUUCUUUGCGAUAAGUAUGCAACCGUUAAUCAAUACUCGUAUUGUCCUUCUUGGGCUUUAAAUUGGGAAUAUCGAAAAGUGAACAUCAUGAAAGAGAUACGGAAUUACGAGGCUGACAUCAUAACGCUGCAGGAAGUGGAGACUGAACAGUUCCAUCUGCUUUUCCAACCUGAGCUCAAAAGCUUCGGAUAUAAUGGUAUCUUCUCACCUAAAUCGAGAGCCAAAACCAUGAGUGAAGAAGAACGGAAGUAUGUGGACGGCUGUGCCAUUUUCUGGAAGGCGGACAAAUUUGAAAUGGAGAAGCAACAUCUUAUCGAGUUCACUUCAUUAGUCAUGAAGAAAGCAUCCUCCUCAGAGCAUAUGCUUAACAGAGUUAUGCCUCGUGAUAACAUUGCUCUGUGUGCUGUGUUGAAAAUCCGGGAGAACGUUUAUCCAAACAGGCGAGUUGGAAUGACUGCUACUGAUAAUGUAGUUGGGAGCCCACUGGUAGUAUGUACAGCACACAUCCAUUGGGAUCCAGAGUUCUGCGAUGUUAAGUUGGUACAAACGAUGAUGCUGGCACAUGAAUUGUACAAACUUGUAGAAGAGGUCGCUGAACAGUUUCACAUUACGCCACAGCAAACACCUGUUUUGAUAUGCGGCGAUUUGAACUCUCUCCCAGAAUCUGGUGUUUUUGAAUUCUUAUCGCGUGGAAAAGUGUUCAGAGGACAUCAGGACUUAAAGGGAUUCAAAGAUGACAACACCUUGGAGAAAUUCUCAUCUUCUUCGGAUCCUACAAAUUUAAUGCAUAAUUUGCGUUUGGAAUCAGCUGUAGAUCAGAACACGAUUCCAUUCACGAACUAUACACUCGAGUUCAAGGGUAUGAUCGAUUACAUCUUCUCGACACCUCAAUCACUGGCUCGCCUCGGUAUCUUGGGGUCCUUUGAACAGUCGUGGAUAGCUUCCAACAAAAUACUUGGUUUUCCUCAUCCUCACGUUCCAUCGGAUCAUGUACCAAUCAUGGCUCAGUACGCCAUAAUACCAACAAGUCACCAACGAAAUCAUCCCCCUGUACACAAUCCUCACACCCCUAUGAUGACCAUGGGCUUUCAGCGAUAG